GCUGGAAGAUCGAGGAGGACCCUGCGCUACAGCUUUUCCUCUGCACGGACGCGCGGAUAAAGUGCGCACCGCGGAUGAAGAUGGUCGCGCCGCUGCCGGUGCUCGUCCUUUGCACCCUGAGCGUCCUCGGCGGAGCUUCAGCCGCCUCUCACCACAACUGCAAUGCUCCUUUGGUGUCUGCGUUGCCCCACUCGUCAUUACGGAGCUCAUCUCAGUCGUCGGCCAGUCACGCCGCCUUCCACGCCAAGCUGAACAGGCGAGACGGAGCAGGAGGCUGGUCACCCAUGGUGACGGACCACAAUCCCUGGCUCCAGGUGGACCUCCGGGAGCAGAUGGAGGUGACGGCUUUGGCCACGCAGGGACGGUACGACAGCUGGGACUGGGUCAGCAGUUACCUGCUGCUCUUCAGUGACACCGGUCGCAUCUGGAAGCAGUACAGACACGAGGACGGCGUGGAAAGAUUUGCUGGGAACGUCAAUUCAGAGUCCGUGGUCCAAAACAAGUUGUCCCAUCCGCUGAGGACGCGGUUCCUGCGCUUCGUCCCCGUGGACUGGAACCCCAGCGGUUGGAUGGGCCUGAGAGUGGAGGUGUUUGGAUGCUCCUACAAGUCGUUCGUGGCUGAUUUUGACGGCAGAAGUUCGCUGCUGUAUCGGUUCAACCAGAAGUCCAUGUCAACCACGAAGGAUGUGAUUUCCCUGCGCUUCAAGAGCCAUCAGGCCGAAGGCGUUUUACUGCACGGAGAGGGCCAGAGAGGAGAUUACAUCACCCUGGAGCUGCACCGCGGACGGCUGGACCUCUACCUCAACCUGGACGACAGCCGGCCGAGGUUCGGAAGCCGGCGCGUGGUCGCCACGGCGGGCAGCUUGCUGGACGACCAGCACUGGCACUCGGUUCACAUCGAGCGCUUCAACAAGCAGGUCAACCUCACCGUGGACGCCCACACGCAGCACUUCCAGACCAAAGGAGAGGGACACUCCCUGGAGGUGGACUACGAGCUGAGUUUUGGCGGCAUCCCGCUGCCGGGUAAGCCAGGCACCUUUGCGAGGAAGAACUUCCACGGCUGCAUGGAGAACCUCUACUACAACGGCAUCAACAUCGUAGACCUGGCGAAGAGACGCAAGCCGCAGAUACACAGCGUGGGCAACGUGACCUUCUCGUGCUCGCAGCCCCAGCUGGUGGCCUGCACCUUUCUGAGCUCCAGCAGCAGCUUCCUGACUCUGCCGUCAGCUGUGUCCACCACGGGGGAACUCGCCGUUGGCUUCCAGUUCAGGACCUGGAACCAGGACGGGCUUCUGUUUACCGUGCAGCUCGACCCGAGUCCACAGAAACUGGACCUGCAGAUCAGCAACAGCUGGCUGCAUCUCAGCCUCCACAGCGCCGGCCGACAGAGAACAGAAGUCUCUGCUGGGCGCACGGUGAACGAUGGGAUGUGGCACUCGGUGAGCGUCACCAGCCGGGAUCUUCAGAUCCUCCUGACUCUGGACGGCGAAGCCUCCUCCAACAUCGAGCUGUGGGAACACGUGGAAUCGAGAGGCAGCUUCCACUUCGGAGGCUGUCCUCCCAUGGAGUGUCGGGUCCAGACGCCGGCAUUUCAGGGCUGCAUGCAGCUCAUUUCCAUCAACAACCAGCCAGUGAAUCUGAGUCUUGUGCAGCAAGGAUUGCUGGGAAGUUAUAAUGAGCUUCAGUUUGACGCGUGCAACAUGAAAGACAGAUGCCUGCCCAACCUGUGUGAACACAGCGCCGCCUGCACCCAGACGUGGAGCUCCUUCACCUGCGACUGCUCGGGAACGGGAUACUCCGGAGCCACCUGUCACAACUCCAUUUACGAGCCGUCCUGCGAGGCCUACAAGCUGAGUGGCAGCUCCUCCGGCUUCUACUUCAUUGAUCCAGAUGGGAGUGGGCCCCUGGGGCCCACGCAGGUGUACUGCAACAUGACAGAGAAGAAGGUGUGGACAGUGCUGCCCCACAACAGCACGGCUCCGGUCAAAGUCCAGAGCUCCUCUCCUCAGAAACCUCACAUCAUGAAGUUCGACUACAACGCAUCCAGCAAACAGCUCCGGGCCAUCGUGUCUGGCUCGGAGCAGUGUCAGCAGGAGGUGGUCUACAACUGCAGGAAGUCGCGUCUCUUUAAUACAAAGGAUGGCAGCCCACUGUCAUGGUGGCUGGACCGCGAAGGAGAGAGGAGGAGUUACUGGGGAGGAUCCCUGCCUGGAGUGCAGCAGUGCUCCUGCAGCCUGGAGGACAGCUGCAUGGACAUGAACCACUUCUGCAACUGUGAUGCUGAUUUAGACACAUGGGCAAAUGACUCGGGAAUCCUCUCAUAUAAAGACCACCUACCCCUGAGCGAGAUAGUGAUUGGAGACACCAACAGGACGGGCUCGCAGGCCGUCUACUACAUCGGCCCACUGCGUUGUUAUGGAGACAGGUCGACGUGGAACGCUGCCUCCUUCUACCAGGAGUCGUCGUACCUGUACUUCCCCACGCUGCAGGCAGAGCUGGCCUCGGAUAUCUCCUUUUACUUUAAGACCAGCGCCCCAUCGGGAGUAUUUUUGGAAAACCAGGGCCUCAAGGACUUCAUCCGAGUGGAGCUCAGCUCUCCCUCAGUGGUGACAUUCUCCUUUGAUGUGGGAAACGGUCCGGCUGUCCUCUCCGUCAAGUCCCACCUCCCCCUGAAUGACAGGCAGUGGCACUACGUGAGGGCAGAGCGCAACGUGAAGGAGGCAUCCCUGCAGGUGGACCAGCUGCCCCUACGCUUCCUGGAGGCUCCGGCCGAAGGAUAUCUCCGCCUACGGCUCAGCAGCCAGCUGUUUGUCGGAGGAACAGCGUCGCAGCAGAGAGGCUUCCUGGGUUGCAUCAGGUCUCUAAUGGUGAACGGCGUGAGCUUCGACCUGGAGGACAGGGCCAAGAUGACGCCGGGGGUGAGCUCCGGCUGUCCGGGCUACUGCAGCGGCUCCACCAGCCUGUGCCACAACCGAGGGCGGUGCAUUGAGAAGAACAACGGCUACGUGUGCGACUGCUCGCAGUCCGCCUAUGGAGGGACCACCUGCAACCAAGAGGUGUCGGUAUCCUUUGACAGAGAGUCCUCAGUGACCUACACCUUCCAGGAGCCCUUCUCAGUGAUGCAGAACCGGAGCGUGAAGGCCUCCAGCGUCUCCACGGACAGCAGGGCCAGAGAGGAUGUCGCCUUCAGCUUCGUCACCUCCCAGAGGCCGGCCAUGUUGCUGACCGUCAGCACCUUCAGCCAGCAGUACAUAGCCAUCAUUCUCGCCAGGAAUGGGAGUCUGCAGAUCUGGUAUCACCUUCAGACGGACAGGAGUCCAGAUGUGUUCAGUCCUGCUCUCAACAACCUGGCGGACGGGCGUCUCCAUCGAAUCAGAAUCCACCGGGUGGGCAAGAACCUCUACGUGCAGAUCGACCAGGACAUCCACAGAAAGUACACGCUGUCAUCGGAUGCAGAGCUGAUCUUAAUCAGGUCCUUGACGUUGGGCAAAGUCAUCAGGAUAGAUAAUCUGGGCGAGGAGGUGAAGAAAGCCGCUUCUAAAGGCUUCAUCGGCUGCCUCUCCUCCGUCCAGUUCAACCACGUCGCUCCGCUGAAGGCGGCGCUGACCAAUCGUGGAAGCUCGCUGGUCACCAUCCGCGGCCCGCUGGUCCAGUCCAACUGUGGCGCUUUGGCUGAGUCCACGUCGCACACUCUGCAAGAUCAAGCUGCGAACGAAGAUAAGGAGCAGCGCAGCGGCAGCACCCAGAAGGAUUUGGCUGUAAUAGCAGGUGUGGUCACGGCGGUGGUCUUCAUCGCCGUGUGUGUCCUGGCCGUGAUCAGCCGCCUCCUCUACCAGCAUCGGCGUGCCCAGAGAAGCAGCGCCGGCGCCAUGAAGGAGGAGCACACACACAGCACAUACACGGACUACAGGACUGAGCUGCAUCUCCACAACUCCAUCAGGGAAAGCGUGAAGGAGUACUACAUCUGAAAGCCGGCGUGCAGCCUGUGCCACCAACUUACCUCUCUCCUGUAACUGACUGGCAGGUGGACGCGGUGGUGCAGGAUCUCCACGUCGGUGCCCUGAAGACGAUUCAGGAACACUCCAGACUCUUUUAACGUUCCUCUACGAGCUAGUGGCUGAAUCUUUGCAGCUGUUAGUGUAUUCGGUGUUGGUGAAAUUGUCAGAAUCAAGCUGCUGUGGUUUCUGUCAUUGCAAAAUGUGUAGGCUAAAGCAUAAAGACGGAGGUCCUGCAGGGGUGGACAGAAGGACGGGAGCGCGGGAAGCGACGCUUCCGUCCAUCCUAAACACACACAACUGGCACUGUUUUGUUUGAAACUGUCAAAAGCUGAACAUCUUCCCGCUCCGGUGGGACUCACGAAGGCGUCUGUGCAGCUCGGCAGAUGUAGGUCAGGCCUGUAAGAUAAGUGCACAUUCGCUUUUGUAUUUGUCUUUCCAGUGGUGGUGAAUGUUACCGAAGACACAGGGACGAUGCUGCCCGUACUGUACCAGUGCCUAAUUAGCAUAUGCAUUUCUCUCUCUUUUUAUUUGAACAUUUCCGAGGUUAUUUAUGUGGUAUGCAACAAAGCACCCGCAUCUAAGUGAACAGGAGCCGGUUGUGUCGCUCUUCUAGUCAGGCUCGGCAUCUGAUCCGAAGGUUAGAGGAGACGGUUCCCGUCGCACGGCUGUUUAAAACUUCAGCAUGUGAGGCUGAAAAAGGUCCCGACGCUGGAAGCGCAGGAAGAGACGGGGCCUCAUUUAUCAAACACAGCGGGAUCUGAACAUCUGAGCAGAAACAGAGAGAACAAGCUCUGCUCUGCGGGAUGCUGCUUCAACCGAAACUCAAGGAAAAACCUUCCUGAAAGGAAAAUAAAUCCUGACACCAGUACACAAGCUCACGGGCCAAAGACCUGUCAGGGUGGAUUAGGUUGGUGUACAAAAUAAUUAGACAGAUGAAUUACUGCAGUUCAGUAAAUGAAUGUUUUCUUUGGGAAGACACUGCUUACAUUAACUUUACAUCAUUUACAACCACGGUUCCAUAAAAAAGUUGGGAUGCUGUAUAAAGGUGUAAAAAAACAUUCAAGAAUGCAGUGAUUUUUUCUUUUUAAACCUCAUAACCCAUAUUUUAUUUACAGUAGAUUUUAGAAAAUAUAUCAAAUGUUGAAAACAAAGGAAAGGUAUCAUGUCAAGGGGUCAUUUUAAACUUGAAAACAGGUUUAAACUUGACAGCUCAUGUCUCUGAAAAAGCAGCGUCCUCCGUUCUUUUGACAGCAGUCCAACAACCGAGGAGACGGAGCCGGGUGUUGUUCUUUUCAUACCUGAUGCAGGGUUGGAGCUUUGCAGCAGUCCUGGGUCUUCUCGCUGUCGUUUUCUUUCCAUGAUGCUCCAAAUGUCUUCUCCUGCUUUAAGGUCCGGACUGCUGGCAGGUCAGUUGAGCGCCAGGACCCUUCACCGACGCAGGACGUGGUUAAGCAUCGACUUGACUGGGUGUCGGGGUGGGAUCAGGUGUUCAAAGGAACCUCCCCGCGUUGAUAUUGCAGCACAAAAGAAAGCAGUAAUUUGCAAAUCUCAUGUUUUUAUUCCCAAUAAGCAUAAAAAACAUCAGAUGUUGAAACUGAGACAUUUUGCCUUUUCAUGGAAAAUAUCAGCUCCUUUGAAGUAAAUGGCAGCAAAACGUCUCGAAAACGUUCCCCUCUGCAUUUAAAACCUGCCUGUAAAGAUCCCGGGGGGGGGCGGUUGCUGCACUGCAAAAACUCAUUCCUCAGUAAGAAAGAAAAACUUUUUUCAAGAAAAUUAAAUGAUUAUUUUAGACUAGUUUGCUAGUUUUAAGAAUUCUAGUUUUCCCCUACGGACAAAGAUAUUUUUCUUAAAAUAAGACAAUUUUGACUAGAUUUAUAGACUAUUAUGCUUAUUUUUAAGGGGGCUUUUUUGGCAGUGUGAAGUUUGGGAGAGGAACAUGGUCCAUUUGUUUGUUUCAUGAUGCUCCAGAUAGUCUCUAUCGUUGAAAGGGCUGGACUGCAAGCGGGCCAGUCCAGCUCCCGGACUCUUCUCUGUUGCGAUGGUGCAGUAUGUGGUUAAGCAUCGCCUUGCUGAACCGUGCAAGGCCUUCCCUGAGAGAUAUGCUGCCUGGAUGGGAGCACUGAUGGGUCUGAUGAGGCUUUCCAGAUGUGGACGCUGCCCAUGCCAUAGACACCAACGCACCUCUGUGCUAUCAGAGAUGCAGUUAUGAUAACAACCUGGAUGGACAUUGUCCUCUUUAGUCCUGGGGAUGCAGCGUUAGGACAGUUCUCCACCUCCUUAACUCUAAUUGCUCCACGGGCGCUGUAAAAAUUGCGGCCCACUGCCCCUAGUCUAACUCGAGGUGGGUUAAAAGCAG
This is a messenger RNA of Cololabis saira (Pacific saury), 6354 nucleotides long. Its product is annotated as contactin-associated protein-like 5. The transcript has 24 exons. Lineage: Eukaryota; Metazoa; Chordata; Actinopteri; Beloniformes; Belonidae. The record is from RefSeq and is a predicted model, not a curated record. The coding region runs from base 75 to 3968 and encodes 1297 amino acids.